GCGCCUGCGCACUGCGUCUCUUCCUCUCUGGGCUCGGGCCUGGUUCGCGGCGCUAUGGCUAAACGCACCAAGAAGGUCGGAAUCGUUGGUAAAUACGGGACACGCUAUGGUGCCUCCCUGCGGAAAAUGGUGAAGAAGAUUGAAAUCAGCCAGCACGCCAAGUAUACUUGCUCCUUUUGUGGCAAAACCAAGAUGAAGAGACGAGCAGUAGGGAUCUGGCACUGUGGUUCCUGCAUGAAGACAGUAGCUGGUGGUGCCUGGACCUACAACACCACUUCUGCUGUCACGGUAAAGUCCGCCAUCAGAAGACUGAAGGAAUUGAAAGACCAGUAGAGGCUCUACCAUUUGAGACAUCACUAGCCUGUAAUAAAUGGGUUAAUUUAUAUAACAAAAUUGA
Cynocephalus volans (Philippine flying lemur) is the source of this 397-nucleotide messenger RNA. RefSeq names its product ribosomal protein L37a (gene RPL37A). Lineage: Eukaryota; Metazoa; Chordata; Mammalia; Dermoptera; Cynocephalidae. The transcript has 4 exons. Gene Ontology annotation, cellular component: ribosome. The coding region runs from base 55 to 333 and encodes 92 amino acids. Gene Ontology annotation, biological process: translation. Gene Ontology annotation, molecular function: structural constituent of ribosome. The record is from RefSeq and is a predicted model, not a curated record.